Owenia fusiformis is the source of this 5574-nucleotide messenger RNA. The record is from the annotation of a GenBank genome assembly. Lineage: Eukaryota; Metazoa; Annelida; Polychaeta; Sabellida; Oweniidae.
UUAGAACACUUGAACUUGGGGCUCUGCAUUGGUGAGAGCUUGACGUGGAGUGGAAUUUUUUCUGACUCAUUCAUAAGACAUGAAGACCCCUUAUACUAAACACAAGCAAUUUAUGAAUGAAAGGCUGCUGUGUGGCAGUGAGCUAUUGUAGUAGAGCUUACACAGAGUGAAGUGGUGAGGGAAUAUGUGGCACUAUGUUCGGGAUUACGAAGUUAUCCGACACACAAAUAACAUGAGACUACUACCACAUUGGAUGGAGUUUGCCCAUAGGGAGUAUUAUCGUCCAGAAGGCCCUCCUCGGCCUGAACUCCUCAGUGCCAGACGUUACACAGUGCCAGGCCCUGUGAAGGAUGAGCCACCAAGUAUAUCAGUCCCUACACAGUUACAGCUACCUGAGAAACCACGUGGUAAGGGUCGUCCAUCUAAAUCUGGGUCACCAGGCCGUCCUGGGGUAAGCUGCCCGACGUGUGGUAAACAGUUCAACAAUUCGAGUGCCUUAGCAAAACAUAAGUUGACGCACAGUGACGAACGCAAGUACGUUUGUCCUAUAUGCUCCAAAGCCUUUAAAAGACAGGAUCACUUAAAUGGUCACAUGAUGACUCACAGAAGCAAGAAGCCUUUUAUGUGCAAGUUUGAAGGAUGUGACAAAAGUUAUUGUGACGCGAGAUCUUUAAGAAGACAUCAUGAGAAUCAUCACCAGAAUAUGGACCCACCAAGCACGACAACAGUGUCCUCACAUUUAGCAGUACCUCCUGGUAUGAGUUUCCCUAGCAAUCGGAAUCCAAACACAACACAACCCCAGGGGAGCUACUUUCAGUUUGACCCUGGGUUCCAGGCCCAAGCUCAAAGUGCGGGAGACAGUAGUCCUUCCUGGCAGACAGGGACCAAGUAUCAAGCCCAGAGGCAAUACAGUGGUGAGAGAUCUCCUGGGUACUUGAAUCAAGUAAGCCCCAUCAGUCCCGCAGUUGGAGGACCUAACAGCCCACUGAGGUCCCAGGCACCCAGAGCUGUAUGGAAUAUACCUGGGUAUAACCCCAUGCUUGAUGAUCUAUCACCAAAGCCUGUAGAGUGUAGUAUAUGCCACAGACGCUUCAAGAAUGUCCCUGCCCUCAAUGGACACAUGCGCCUUCAUGGAGGCUACUUCAAGAAGGACAUAAUACCUGUAAAGAAAGGUGAUGAUAAGGAGGAUGAUGCCCAGUCCAACCGCAAGCCCAGUGACACUAAUAUAGCUGAAAGCCACCAGCUCCAACAAGCUAGAGACAAUGGGAACCACCGUGUACCCAUGCAGCAGAUCAUGGAAGAGGGGAGAUCUCAUGGUAGUGAGCAUCAUGAGAAUAUGGGCAAUAAUUACAGAGAUGGCCCAGAAAAUCCUGCCCCAAUGCCACUUCUUAUGCCCCCUCCCCUGCCUAAACGUCAUCAUGAUGAGAAAAGACAGUCUGACCAAUCAGAAAAGGCAUAUUACUCAAAUGGAAGUGGGUACAUCAACACAGACAAUCAUGCUGAAGUUAGUUUGAAUGAUUCAUCUGCUAAGACAGAAGAAGCUGCCCUUUUAAGGGAUGCCUUUUUGUCCCAGGCAAAGGGAAGUUCCAUGUCUCGCUCCCCUGAUCCUCCUGUCACCUCAGGGGACCUUCCAGCAUUAUCAGACCCCCAGAUUCUUCCCUCCCUUACACCUCCCACCAGUCACAGCCUUCCUGCAGAUUACCCCUCAGGCCCACUAGGCAUGGCUCACACCUUUAAUGGUGGGAUGGGGCAUGAUAUCUCUGAUCAAAGAUCUCUUAUGGAUUCAUAUGGGGGUCCAGGUUUAGCCAUGGAAAAUACCCUGAACCAUGACCCAGUGAAAAUAAUGAACAUGCUGCAUGGUCUGAAGAAUCGUGCACUGGAUAAGAACUCAAAUAAUAUGGAUGUCGGAGUGAAAUCAGAAAGUGCCUUCUCCUUUUCAAAUGUUCCUCUAAAUAAAGUUGCUUCUAGUCUGAUGAUCAAAACUGAACAUAGUGAUUCACAACAUGGUGCACCUGCUAAACUUCAUGGUGGGUUGGUGGAGAGUCCCUUAACUAACCCCUACCCUACAGAUGCUACAAAUACUACAAACACAUUCUUCAGUCAUGCACCAGCGAGGAAUAUCCACCUUGGGGAACAAAAUCUCAAUCAACAACAUACCGCCAAAGAUUCCAAUGAUCCUGGUCACCGUGGCGCCUAUGAUUAUCAUGAGGAAGAAUUGGCCAAUCCUCUCCGGUCCUCCUUUCAGCCAAUUAAGCCUGAAAUGAAAACAGCACGUGGUAUAGAGAAAAAUGAACGUAAGAGACACGCCAGCGCAGAAGCUGAUAAAUUCACUAGUCCAAAAAGAGCACUGACCGCACCUAGCAAUUUACAAAUGUUGCUGAUGCGUAAACAAGAUCAAACUUCAUAUAAACAAGAGGUGCAUGAGAGGCGAGAGCGGACCAGAAAGUACAGCGGUGAUUCUCAUAUGCAUCGCAGGACAAGCAUAGAAAGAGAUUUCCAAUUCCUUAAGCCUAGGAGUCGCCCAGGAAGUCGCUCCGAAGAUCCCCUUUCAAAGUCAAUGUCAGCAGUGGAGGCUAAUCUUUUCAGAAACCCACACCCUUCUAUAACAAGCCCUAGAAAUAAGCGGAAACAUCGACCUGAGCCACUGAUCAUCCCUCCUCACGUCAACAAUUGUGGAUUUCAGAGCCGACUUAGGUCACCACGGUUAUGGGAAGGUGGAGAAAAGAAGACUCAUACAACACCCCCACCAUACACCCCACCUCCAAUGUUAAGUCCAGUUAGGUCAGGAUCUGGUUUAUUCUGGAGCUUGAAGCCAGUGACGCCAACAUCGGGGUCAUUGACUCCACGGUUUAAUCAAAGUCGACGAAGCAGCCUUUCUAAUAGCCUCAAUAUGAGUGGAAGUAUUAGCCAAUCAAAUAGUGGCCUCAAUCUAAGUGGGAAUCUCGCAAGUGUCACAGAGAUAGAGGACAAGGAAAUCCUUGAGGAAGAGAUAGACCAACCUCCAGAGACAGAUAUCCAACCACAUGUGAACAUCGGACCCAACUAUCAAGCAGCGAUUCCAAGCUUCAUAGAAGAGCGUAGAGAUGUAAUGAAGAGUGUGGAAAAGGCUGAUAUUGUGUUUGACCCAAAGACUGUGGAGGACAUCCCAGAAGAAGAUGUGCAAUAUUUCCAAGAUUUUGCCUGUUGUGCAGCAGUCCCUGGGAAUGGUGUGAACAAGGAGUAUGCUCUUCAUCUUCUCCAUAUGUACAAGGGAGAUGUCAAGGCUGCAAUUCUAGCCCUGAUGAACAACAAGCCUACAUUGCCAUGCAACCAUCCAUUGCUUAACUACCGUUACCAGGAGACGGAUACCUGGUCGCAGGAGGAGAUAGAACAGUACAAUCAAGCACUCACUAAAUGUGACAAAGAUUUCUUUAGCAUAUCUAAGGAGAUUGGCACAAAGGAUACCAGGGAAUGUGUGCAAUUCUACUAUCUGUGGAAGAAGGUCUGCGCAGAUGAACACAAACGUUUACGAAUCAUCAGACGUAAGCGCGAACAAGAUGAACUUCACAACAUUCGAACACGUGCCCAAAAUGCAGAGAUGGUACAGGCCCAAGCUCAACAGCAAAACUCUUCAUUUGAACUGCCUAAUGUAAAGGGAGAACCUGAAGAAACUGUGAAAGAUAGCGACAGGUCUAGAUCCACUACUCCAACAUCAAUCCAUACAUGUGAUUACCCUGGUUGUUCUUCGACAUUCAACUCAAAGAUGGCUUUGAAUGGCCACAUUCGUAUACAUGGUGGACAGGGUAGCUCAGUAAAACGGGAAGUCAGUCCGAGUAGACCUGUUGUUGUUCCAGGCCUUCCGCCAAAUCAAUCUAGUCUUAAUCCUGAUGAGCCACUACAGGAGUUCCCUUGUAAGAAAUGUGGCAAAGUGUUUUACAAAGUGAAAAGUCGUAGCGCUCACAUGAAGAGUCACAGAGUGAUAGAUCCUGAUAAGGUACCUAAAGUGAAGACGAAAGCAGCAUACAAACAUGUCUACUCCCCCACCCCUUCACACAACUCAUCCCUCUCACCAGCAUCAGAGUAUGGGUGAUUGCCUGAGAGAGAAGUAAUCCUGCAUAAUAACAAAUAUGAUGGCUGCAAUAUGUGUGCUUUACCCCUGUUUAUAUCAUAAUGACAAUGGUAUUGAUGUGUAAAGAUUUUUAGAAAAAUGGGGUACUAUUGUCAAGUACAUUUGGGUAUAAGAACAGCUUCUGUUGCCAUAGGAACAGUGCAAUUAAGGUGGACCAGAAAAUUAGGAUGAUUCCGAAUGAAAUAUUUUUUAUUUUUACAUGAGAAUCUUUAUAUGGCUUAGAUGAUAAACUGUAUGUAUGAGAAUAUACAGUGACAUGUGUUACAUAGAUGUGCUGAUCUCUAUUAUGAAUGGUAGAUGGCGGUGUGUUGAUGUCAUUGGGACUGGUGGGUCCAGAGUGGCUGAACUAUCUAGUCUCUAACUCAUAGGUUAUUAUAUAGCCCUUUGCCCAAUAUUAAUGGAUUCCAUUAUAGGUGACACUGGGGAGCAAAUGUAAUGUUUACAUUGGACAUUGUAUUGUUUAAAUCAGUUCAUAACUGACAAGAUUGUCAAAUGCUUGUAUAAUUCUGCUGCUAGAUAGUAUAGUGUAGUAUUUAUGAAUUGGGCUUGGGUAUGGUGUAGUAGCUACCAUAAUGAAUUCACCUCAAAUCUUCUUAUUCUUUUUGUGUACUGACUGCUUUGCCCAUUGUUUCCCUUAUUAAUAUAGUUUAAAUGCAUGUAACCUCAUAUCGCGACAAUCCAAUAUUGCCAAUUAUUGAUUUCGUUUAAAUGGAAGUAACAUAUUUUAAUGAAUGGUCGACAUUUUUGUGACAAUGACAUUACAUGGAAUGUGGAAUGAAAUAUGUAAAUUGAGCGAUAACUUGAUCUGCUUAAUGUAUUAAAGCCACAAUUAAAGGACCCAUUCUAAUCAUAUAAUUACUUAGAGUUUUAGGGUUAAUUACUAAGAUUAAUUAAAUGUUGACACGUGUUGAUUGAACUGUAGUUGCUCAAGACAGGUCCUGCUAAGUCUGAAAUAACAUUUGAUUUGGCAUGAAUUGAUUUGGGAGAGUUAACUUGGGGUCGGGCUGAAUUAUGAUAGCCUAUAUUGUCGUUUCAAAUAUUUACGUUAUUAUGGCUGUACAGUAUUGGAGAAAAGUACUAUGUUUGAUAAAAUUACCGAAAUCAUUGAAAUAUUCUUUCCUUUAACAGAAGAUACACUGCCACUUAUUUAGACAAUAUGUUAUUUAACUGUACAUAAAAUGACCUUUACAGUAUGGGGCUUCAGUACUCCGGUUCAGCAUGACUUGUGUAUACAUUAGAGAUAUCACGAAAAAAAAAAAAUCAGAACAGUUCGGUUCAGAACAUUUUGCUUCGGAACUGAACAAUUUCGGAACGGUUUGGAACAGAGUGACUGUGUGUAUUAGAUUAAAAUCAUUUGAUCAUCUAGGUCUAUUUGGUAGCGAAAAGCUCUUCAAAGAGAAGAAGUAAAAAGAAUGAACCUCUUUUGGUACAAAAUAUUGAAAGAAAAAUACUGUUUUGUGGAGAUU